Messenger RNA from Trypanosoma cruzi, 1236 nucleotides. RefSeq lists its product as uncharacterized. The record is from RefSeq and is a predicted model, not a curated record. The transcript has a single exon. NCBI's taxonomy places the organism in Eukaryota, Euglenozoa, Kinetoplastea, Trypanosomatida, Trypanosomatidae. Bases 1 to 1236 code for a protein of 411 amino acids.
AUGCAGCACGCCUCUCUCGGGCCACACCCGCCCACAUCCCUGCUGUUAUUUCUGCAGUCUGCUCCACCGCAGGAGACAUUUGAGGCAUUCAAAGAUGACUGUAAGUUGUUUGGCAUGCCGUGGUACUGUCUCCAGGCGCAGCAAUUAUGUGUUGUGUUGUUGGUGCGGCAUCCGCUUGUGCAAAAAUACCCUCCACGCAAGUCGAAUGUCCGUGCAUUCCUGAAACAUUUUAUCACUCAGCUGGAGCUAACAUGGGCCACACCACAUGUGAAGGAGGCGCUAAACGAUGAGGUCAUCGAUUCUCAGCUCAUUGAGGCAUAUAUAUGUUACUCUCCGAGAGCCGAUAGCGAUUCUCAGACCAGCAUGUGCUACAAGACAUUUUACGCUCCUGGAGCACGGGAAACAUUUCUUUCCAUUCGUUUAGCCGCCGAGCAAUUCGCAAAUGUGGGCCUUGCGCUUUGGCCAGCGGCGUUUGUACUGGUGCAACUUCUCUUGGCGGAAUGCUCCAGUCCCACACCUAUUAUUUUGCCACAUGAAGGUGCUUUGCGAAUUUUGGAACUUGGCGCUGGCGUUGGAUUAACGCCAGUGAUGCUUCAUCAAUACUCAUGCUACAAGAAGAGGGUCCAAGGAAGCGUUCUCACCGAUUAUCAGCCGGAGUUGGUUGAAAACAUUCUCUUUAACCUCCGUUCCCAUAUCAUGAGUGGAGAGCGGCCACAUGAGUCUCUGUCCGACACGGAAGAGACGGGUGCGCCACAUGUUGCUGAACUCCUUGACUGGACGGAGCACGAGCGAAACCGGGAAAAGUUGCGGGAAUGGGGAUGCAAUGUCAUUCUGGCUGCAGACUGCAUCUAUGAAGUGGAUUUAAUUGAUUCUUUUGUGACGACACUUCACCAGGCUUUAAGCGUCUCUGAGGCGGCUGUCGCCAUCGUCGUACAGACACAUCGUCAGAAUAAAACGAUGAAAUGUUUCUUUGACGCCGUUCGAAAGGCGGCGAUGUGUGUUUCCUCCUACCGGCUUGCCAAGAGCAGUAGCCAGCCGUCGGAGAACCUCAUGUUUCUUCACAGUUCGCUCUGCCAGGAUGAUGCCAUCGCUGGCUCUGCCGUGGUUUGUGAUGAGAUUGACGCCGAUGGCAGUUUUAAAGGGUGUCAGGCGGGGAGCUGCGUACGUGGAUGGGUGGGUCCUUUUUUUCUGCACUCUGAGGCGGCGGUGGGCAUUCACGUGCUUCGACUCGGUUGA